CUGAGCAGACGACAGAUAUAAGCAAAACGUCAAGGGUCAUUCAUAACACGACGACGACGACGACGGCGGCGGCACAAUGGCGGUGCGUCUUCCUUUGUUGACGUUGGCACUGUUUGGGAUUUUACAUCCUCUUCAGGUUGCUGGAUAUUACUGUGAUAGUGACAAGUGUGGUGAUGAUGAAUAUUGUUGUGGUUACAAUAUUUGCUGCAAAUCUUACAAAGUUUGGGAACUCUGGUACUUCUGGUUCGGUUUUGGCAUUAUCCUCAUUUUACUGUUCUUCUUUGGUUGUUUCUGGAAAUACAGACAAAACAGAAACUAUUUGAUAAUUCGCACAGAUAUUCCUUAUACAACAAUUCACUCACAUGGUGCCAUGAAUGCUACUUUACCUGAUUCCUGCAAACCUGGUUAUCCGAAAGAUGGACAAUAUUACAAUGUACAGGUGCCCCACCAAUUCUCUUCUACGAAAGCCCAACACCUACAAUACCCUAAAGCCAACGAUUAUUUCCAAAGAUGAACUGCUUCACCGUUGUCUUCAGUUAUCUCUCAGAAAGAGAGACAGACAACAACAACAACAACAAAAGACAUUAAUUGUUUCACAAGUCAAAUUGGGAUCAAAGUUUCAAAAAAACAGACUUUAAAAACA
Molecule: messenger RNA, 643 nt
Organism: Octopus sinensis (East Asian common octopus)
Lineage: Eukaryota; Metazoa; Mollusca; Cephalopoda; Octopoda; Octopodidae
Exons: 5
Coding region: 77-514 (145 amino acids)
Source: RefSeq, a predicted model, not a curated record